Messenger RNA from Serendipita indica DSM 11827, 1086 nucleotides. Lineage: Eukaryota; Fungi; Basidiomycota; Agaricomycetes; Sebacinales; Serendipitaceae. The record is from the annotation of a GenBank genome assembly.
AUGGCCGCACUAGUGUCUCUCCUCCUCGUUGCUCUAUCCGUCAAUGCCUCUCCAGCGCCGAGAGCCGUGCCUCGAGCGGACACUCAACCUUGCUGGACGACUUACCGAUCCCUCCCUGGUGAUACGUGUGAAACAAUUGCAAUGGCUUUUCGAAUUCCCCCUAUCGAUGUUCAGUCAGCAAAUUCGUUCUUGAACUGUACUGAUAUCUGGCCGAACACUCCGAUUUGCAUCUACGCACAAUCGCAGGUUACUGUUACUGGAAUUCCACCUGUUGCACCUACUACAGUCCCUGGUAGUGGGACAUGCUGGAAUAAUUAUCGUUCUCAGCCAGGUGAUACGUGCAACUCUAUUGCCUCACGUUUCGGAAUCACGCCCGAGGCUGUUUACAAUGCCAAUACACUCUUGAACUGCAACGACAUUUGGGAUGGAACCCCCAUUGUUAUUUGCGAUGGCAACCGGACCAGGACUACAGUUGUGAAUACGACUAGCGGAUCGCACGCCACUGCAACGUCGACCUUCCCAUGGGGCCAUGUCACUACUUCAACCCGCGCUGCUAAUGGCACCUUCAGUACUAGCGCACCCCACUCCACAGUAACGGCGACAGUUAACACCACUAGUCUCACCAGCCCCGGUCCCAGCGCGACCCCGACGGUGUGUUGGACGACCUACAACACCUUGCCCGGGGAGACUUGCGAUACGAUUGCCAUGGCCUUCCGAAUCCCACCACUGGAUGUUCUCAGGGCGAACCCCUUCCUUGAUUGCAACAAUAUUCCGGUCAACACGAGAGUCUGCAUCUAUGGUCAAUCGCAAGUAACAGUCACUAUGCCACCGGUCGCACCGACCUCUGCACCUGGCAGUGGCACCUGCUGGGCCAACUAUCGUUCGCAGCCGGGAGAUACCUGCAAUUCUAUUGCUACGCGCUUUGGUAUCACCCCUCAGGAUGUUUACAAUGCCAAUACAUUCUUGAACUGUGACGAUAUCUGGGACGGAACUCCUAUUGCGAUUUGCGAUGGUAAUCGUACCAGGACGACCGUGGUCAAUACUACGAGCCGACCUGCAGGUUCUACAGUCACUUACACUGGCUGA